AUGGCAAGUUUUCCAUAUACUCGGAAAGAAAGAGCGAGUGAAAAGGAAAGCGAGGAUAGAAGAUAUGAGAGUGAAAAAGACCAAGAGGAAGUGAAAAAUAACGAUAUUUUACGAUUUAAUCUUGGUUUGGUUGCAUCUGCUUUUUCCUCAAUACUCAAAAGCCCUGUGGUAACACUUGACGAUUAUUUGAAAGAGGAAGGGAAUGAAACCGUAGACUUUUCUCAACAAAUACUUGACGUUAAUUCGAUUCAUAAAUCGUUCCUGGUCACCGAAGAGGAUAUCUUCGGGCAUAAUUUAUUUGAAGAUUACUACUCAACAGGUUUACGUGAAGUUACGCUUACCACCCCGGUAUCAAUCCAAGGUAGACCGUAUGCGCCGCCACCACCACCAAGGACCAGAUCUCAAAAAAUUCAAAUAUUUGUAAGCGCGCUUAGUUCUACAAAAAGUUCUAUUAUUAUUGAUAAUAAUGCAACUGUCCUCCAGUUGAAGGAAAAAAUCUGCCAUCUUCUUGGUUAUGGUAUCCCUUGUCAACGUAUAAUCUUUGCCGGCAAGCAACUCGAUGAUGAUCGAUCUCUUUCUUCAUACAAUAUUCAAAAUUCGUCCACGGUACAUUUAGUAUUCCGCCUGAUCGGUGGCAUGACGAGUUACAUUAUAACUCCAGAAUUUCUGAAGCCAGAGUUUGACUUUGAUUUUACUAACAUUACUGAUGAUGUAAUUUACAUGCGUGGUGGUCAUCCGUACAAGCGACCAUGCGGAUGGAACCGGCUUGCACUUAAUGUUUCCCAAAAAUAUGACUCGGAUGAUUGGUUGGGUAUUCACUUGCAACGAAAUUCAUCGACAGAGUCG
Messenger RNA from Acaulospora colombiana, 846 nucleotides. NCBI's taxonomy places the organism in Eukaryota, Fungi, Glomeromycota, Glomeromycetes, Diversisporales, Acaulosporaceae. The record is from the annotation of a GenBank genome assembly.